AUGAAUAAUUGGCAACAUGUAUUUAAUAAUACAGCUGAUCUUUCAGUACAUUUAAAGAAACCCUACUUUCGUUAUGAUAACAAAGAAAAAGAAGUUACAAACCUAGUGUUUGAUGAUAGAGCCAAUCUGAUUUGGGCUGGUGAUACAUAUGGUUGUAUGACAGCUUACAAUCCAAAUUUUCAAAUGUAUAGUCGUUAUAAAGCUCAUAUUGGGGACGUUAAAGUGAAUGACAUCUUAACGACAAGGGAAGGUGUAUUAUCACUGAGUAGCGAUUCUGUGCAUAUGAGUAAUAGAAGAGGUGUAACGUUAUUUAAUCUUACUUGUGCAGACGUAUCCACUUUUAGUGGUUUGAGAACCAUGUGCACAAUCUCACCAGAGAAUGAGACACAAAUAUAUUGUGCUGGUGAUGUUGCCAGUUCAGGGAUUACCGGAAUUGAUUUAAAUAAAGCCAUCGUAUCAAAUUUAAUUCAUUAUCCCAACAAAGUGAAAUUUAUGAAAUCUAAUAGUAAAAUGAUUACCAUUGGACAACAAUCUGGUAAGAUAGAUUUACUUGAUCAGAAUUCUAAUCAAAUAAUUAAAUCAUUCAAUGGACAUUCAGAGACCAUAUCUUCCAUAGAUAUUCGUGGACAUACUUUAAUUACAACGGGCACUUCAAGAAGAUUUACAAGUUCAUUUGCCGAUCCGUUUGUUAAUGUGUAUGAUUUGAGAAUAAUGAGACAAUUAACACCAAUAUCAUUUUCGAAAGGUACUACAAUGGGUUCUGGUGGGGCAGAUUUUGCCGAAUUACAUCCCGUAUUACCGACUGUCAUGAUUGUCGGGUCUUACUCUGGCUCCUUUGACUUCAUAGAUCUUUCGAACCCUGCUUUACGGACCCAAUAUGUUCAUCCAGGUCAAGAGAUACGAAGUUUGAAAAUAUCUCCCAAUGGUAACUAUAUGAGCGUGUUGGAAGUAGAUAAUCAUGCUAGUCUAUGGAGUAGAACAAUGAAUACCCCAACCAUAUUCACAAACACUCAAGAGUUGCUAGAGUAUCCAGAUUUUGCGGAUGAUAGGAUAUAUCCAACACCUAUAUCCGUUGAUAAUGAGGAUUUCCCAUUAAGUAGCAUUGGCCUUCCAUAUUACCACGAAAGGCUCUUAUCCGGUUGGUCACCAGUAGUAUUCGAUAGCGAUGGUACAAUUCCUAAACAUAGUGAGCAAAAAUAUCUGCCUUUAUCAUCAGGAAAACAAAUAGCUAAUAAAGCUCAUCUAGUUUUACAAGGAUUAAAUCUGUCUUCGAAGGAAUUUCCCUUUCAUAAAUACAACAGAGAAAAAUUUGGUGCCAGGAAUGAAAUACCAAAAUACAUUAGUUUAAAGGAUGAAAGAAGAUUAUUAACGUUGCCAAUAAACAAGGAUACAAUAUUAGUGUAUAAAACUACAGACGAAACUCAAAUCCCCAAUGCAUAUUCAAAAUUACCAUUCACAUCUGGUAAAUUUGGUUCAGAUAACUUUGAUUUUAAUGCCUUUAAUAAAACUGAGCAUUCUGGGUUAGAUACAGACAUUGAUAACUUAUAUACAAAUGCCAUUCUACAACUCUACAGGUUCGUUCCAGAAAUUUACAACUUUAUAGUAGGUUGUCUAAAGGAUGAAAAUUUUGAAAUAUCGUUAUUGUUACAGCUUGGUUACCUUUAUGAUAUGAUGGGUCGUUCAAAGAAUAGGGUAUGCAGGUCAACUAAUUUCCAAGUUGCACUGAAUGCUCUUCCUGAAGCAGAAGAAGCUGGUAUAAUCGAAAGUUCCCCAAAGAGUCUAAUGUGUGAUGAAAACAGUAGUGUCCAAUGCCAUGGAACAUUAUCAAGGAGUCUAGGUCAGAAGUUUAAUAAAUUUCUACUAAGUAGAUUACGGAAUGAAGAAUUUCAAAAUAAUCGCCAUAAUACAACUUUACAACAAUGUUUUGGAAUAGACUUAAAUGUCCAAUUAAGAAGAAAGUGUAGGCAUGAUGAACGUCGCAACGAGAUUCUACCUAGUUUAACGUUAAUGUCACCCUCAAAGAAUGGCAUCAAAACAAAUGGUAGAAAAUCUCCUAACGACACUAUUUUAACUUACAUAGAAUCAUCAAUGAAACGGAUACACCAUGUAGAAAAUGUGUGUGACAAAUGUAGUAAGAAAGAUAUAGCUGAGAUAGAAAAAAUUGCUACUAAUUUACCUCCUAUAUUAUCUUUUGAACUUUUGCUAACAGACUCCGAAUGGCAAACAACAAAGAAGACAAGAAAUUGGCUGUCAAAAUCAUUCUUUGCCGCAAUGACCCCACAAGAUGCUCUCUUGAGAAAUACGUCUGCAGAACUAAAACAAUUCUCACCAAUAUUUAAAUACGAUCUAUGUGGUUAUGUCGCAAGAAUUACUGAUCCAAGUGGAUCGACGAGACUAGUCACAUACUCUAAAAUAUAUGACGGUAACACUAAUACAUUUAAAUGGUACCUUUUCAAUAACUAUUUAGUGGUGGAGAUAGAUGAGGAAGAAGCAUUAAAUACAUCACAACCAUGGAAAUGUCUGGAGAUUGUUUUAUAUUGUGACUCAGAGGAGAUAAGAAAGCCGUUCUUUUCUGUAGAUACGUAUCAGAUCGAUAGAAGUAUUUUGUUCAGGGACCAUUUUGCAGCCGGAAUUAGGGAAACAAAAAAGAAAGAAUAUACAUUACUAACCCUAGAAGAAGCACCAAAAGCUGGAACUCUAAUUGCGAUUGAUGCGGAGUUCGUUACGUUAAAUAACGAAUUAAACGAAAUUGAUUGUAAAGGAAUAAAGACUGUGAUAAAAUCAAAGAAAACUGCUCUCGCAAGACUCUCUAUUGUGAGAGGUGAAGAUGGUGAAGGUUUUGGGAAACCAUUUAUUGAUGAUUACGUUGUUAAUACCAAUCACAUUGAAGAUUACCUAACUAAAUUUAGCGGUAUUGAGCCUGGUGAUUUGGAUCCAUCUAGAAGUGACAAAACUUUAGUCACAUUAGAGGUGAUAUAUAGAAAAGUCUGGUUAUUAAUGCAACUCGGGUGUGUAUUCGUUGGUCAUGGUUUGAGCAACGACUUUAAACACAUCAACAUUAAUGUUCCAAAAGAACAAAUAAGAGAUACUGCUAUAUACUUCCUACAAGGGAAGAGAUUUUUAUCGUUAAGAUAUCUCGCCUUUGUAUUACUUGGUCAAAAUAUUCAAGAAGGUAAUCAUGAUUCAAUUGAAGAUGCAUACACUGCGUUAAUCCUUUAUAAACGGUAUCUAGUGUUAAAGGAAAAUGGGUCAUUGAAUACCGUUAUCGAUUCUCUUUAUGAAGAAGGGAGAGCAACUAAUUAUAGAGUCCCUGACUCAAAUAACAAAUUUCCCAAAAUAUGA
This is a messenger RNA of Maudiozyma barnettii, 3342 nucleotides long. RefSeq names its product poly(A)-specific ribonuclease (gene PAN2). NCBI's taxonomy places the organism in Eukaryota, Fungi, Ascomycota, Saccharomycetes, Saccharomycetales, Saccharomycetaceae. Bases 1 to 3342 code for a protein of 1113 amino acids. The transcript has a single exon. Gene Ontology annotation, molecular function: nucleic acid binding; protein binding. Gene Ontology annotation, biological process: nuclear-transcribed mRNA poly(A) tail shortening. The record is from RefSeq and is a predicted model, not a curated record. Gene Ontology annotation, cellular component: P-body; PAN complex.